AUGGCAUCCGUGAAUUCUCAGGAGCAAUUGAUCUCCGGGAUCAUUGCUCGGCUGUCGCAAACUCCCUACGCCUGUAGUACACUCACCCGGAUACCAAGCGGAACGACGAAUUUAGUGUGUCGAGGCAAACUUAUCGUACCACUUGAAUUUCCUGACAAUACUACAUCCGCCAAUGAUGACACAAUCAUCGUGAAGCAUAGCGUUGGUCAUGCUUCCGGUAACCAGGAGAUUCGGCUGGAUCUCACACGUGUAGUCCGUGACCCCAAGACCGAGAUACAAACGCCCCUAUUACUCGCAGAAUAUCCUACAACCUCGCCAGACAUCCAUCAUAACAUCACGCCAUCGCUGCACGUCUUUGCGGAUUUCGGGAGAAGCAACAUACUUGCCGAAGUCCCGAACGACUCAAUAAAAGACACUGGUCGCGCACUGGGAGGAUGGUUGCGCGGAUUCCAUGAUCAGACCUAUUCGUCGUCAACAGAACUUCUGUCAUUGAGCCGGGUCGUCAUGACUAACGAAGGCAUGAGAGAGCUGAAAAGGAAGAUCUCUUAUGAAGCCGUUCUUUCAAUUCUCGAGGAGAAUUUCAGCAACAUAUUGGAAGAGGGCGAUAACGUCAGAGAUACUAUACAAGAGGCUGUCGAUGCGGGUUGUCGUGAUUUAUCGGUUUCCUGCUCGGACAUGCAAACUACGGAACGAACAAACUCUUAUGGGAUCAUCCAUGGUGACCUUUGGACCGGAAACCUCCUAGUAUCGCUAGGCUCACAAGAGUCAGCACCUCCUUCAAAAGAUAUCAAUCUGACGGUGUUGGACUUUGAAUUCACACAGUUCUCCCAUUUCGCAGUCGACUUGGGACAGAUGCUUGCAGACCUCUACGAGAAGGGUCACUUCUAUCUCCUUCCGCGUGCGCUCAUCCGCGCAAUGAUCAAAUCUUUCUUCGAAGGCUACGGUGAAAUUGAUGAAGAGUUGAAGAGAAAGACGUUGAUACAUGCGGGCGUGCAUAUGAUCUGUUGGUUUAUUCGGCGAAAUCCCACGGCUCCAAUUCGGGAGCCAAUGGAGAGAGUUGAAUCUUUAAUGAGGACCGCGGUGAAGUGGAUUCAGAUCGGGAAAAGCCAGAAUGAAGAUUACGAACUGGGAGCUAUGGGCGACACGUUAUAUGGUUAG
Molecule: messenger RNA, 1158 nt
Organism: Aaosphaeria arxii CBS 175.79
Lineage: Eukaryota; Fungi; Ascomycota; Dothideomycetes; Pleosporales
Exons: 2
Coding region: 1-1158 (385 amino acids)
Source: RefSeq, a predicted model, not a curated record